UAACAAAACGCAUCUUCUAUUUCAUAAACCCUAGAAAGAAAGUUCAUUUCUCUGUAAACCCUAGAUCAAAAUCACAAUGUCAGACAACAUUCCCUUCGAACUCCAACAGCUAAUCAUCAACAAGCUUCCGGUGGAACCCUUGAUUCGAUUCCGAUCGGUCUGCAAAGCAUGGAAGUCACUGAUCGACAGUCCCGAUUUCAUUCUUAAUCAUAUCAAGCAACAACAACAGCAACAUCUGCUCGUAAGGUAUCAAGACGUUCUUAAUCUCGAGCUAAAAUAUGUUUCAAUUGCUGACAACGAUGAUGAUACUGAUACUUUCCCCAAACAUAAGGUUUUUGUAACUCUUCCCCAAUUAGUAGUUAAUAUGGGUAAUCAUUAUACCACUGUUGACAGCUCUCACGGAUUAUUCUGUUUGUUCAGUAAAACCGUGUUCAGUAAAACCGACAGAAAAGCGGUUAUUUGGAAUCCUUCUAUUAGGAAAGCGGUUGAUGUUCUUCUGCCUGAUAUGGCUGAUGAUGAGAUUGAGUGGUAUAGAACCGUUUUAGGGUUUGGGGUUUGUCGGGAGACUAAGGACCCGAAGAUUGUUCAGAUAAAGAUAGAUACAGAUAUAGAUAUGGAAGAUGCGGUCCCAUGGCAAGUUGAGGUGUUUACGUUAAGCACAGGGGUUUGGAGAAGUGCGUAUAGCGGCAAUGUACCUAGUAAGUUUGUUAGAUUUAGUACUGGGGAACAGGUGGUUGUAGGUGGAGUUGUUUAUUGGCUAGCUAGUGGGCUUGCUAGUGAUAGGGUUGACGGUGGACAUGGGUGUGAUAACUUGAUUGUUUCGUUUGAUUUGACGAGUGAAGAGGUUGGAGAAGUGAAGCUUCCGGGUAGAUUAGCGCACACUCAUGUUACUUUGUCUCUGUUUAAGCUAAGGGAGUCCCUUGUUGUGAUUGAAGGCGGUCUAGAGGACUAUAAACUGGUUUAUCAUGUAUGGAGGAUGGAGGAUGGUGUUCCAAAGUUGUUUGAAAAGCUCUUCACUAUCGGCGGUCACUCACCAGAUGGAUCGAUGGUUUCUGUAAGGGGCUUUAGGAUGACCGGUGAAGCUUUAGUCGACUUGCGAGCUCAUCCUGGCUUCGUUAGAACACUUGCUGCUUAUGAACCCUACUCUAACUCCAUCAAAAAUCUUGGGAUUAGUGAAAGACAUAUUUCUGUGUAUUCCUACACGGAAACACUACUUCUGCUUUGAUCAGCCUGUUAUUAUAGUUUAUGAAGAAGGUAUCUGGUGGAAAAAGUGUUUGAGGAAGUUGGGAAGUUGUUCAUCUCUCAUCAGCAUAAUAGUGCGUGUCAUGUGGGGAAGAAGAAGAGUUAAGAAAUAGCUUCAAGUGUAUAUGGAUUAUGAUAUGAUCGGGUCGUUUUAUAAAGAUGAUUGGAAUAGCACAGGGUCUUAUUAAAAACUUAUGUUUUAAAACCAUGAAUUUGGAUUUUAUAGCACUAAUAUAGAAGAAUUAAAACUCUA
This is a messenger RNA of Helianthus annuus (common sunflower), 1495 nucleotides long. Its product is annotated as F-box protein CPR1. The transcript is spliced from 2 exons. Bases 77 to 1225 code for a protein of 382 amino acids. The record is from RefSeq and is a predicted model, not a curated record. Lineage: Eukaryota; Viridiplantae; Streptophyta; Magnoliopsida; Asterales; Asteraceae. Gene Ontology annotation, molecular function: protein binding.